CACAGCGCAUUCUGCCAAACAACUUUAGCUCGAAUCUCCAGUCUAGCUCCGGACAUCAGCGUAGAUGGUGGAGCUUUUGCAGUGAUUAGGAGAUAUCCCGUCGUCGUGCGCGCUCGAAACAUUGAAGACACUUUGUGUGUUGGCGGUGGCGGUACAGCAUCCCUUCGGUGCGCCAUUGAAGUGAAGUGAAGUGGAAUCGGUUUUGUGCUCCGCGUCAGAAGGUCUCUAAUGUCGAUUUGUGCUGGCGUUUUGGUUCAUCCCCGCUCAGCCCCUGACCAGCGUCAGCGUGUUGCAGUGUGUGCCAAGUGUACCAAUGAUCUGAACGUGUUCGGUGCAAUGGAGAGAUGUCCUCCUCGCAUUCUUGUGCUUGGCAGUGCCAAUUGAUAUUUGAUAGGAAAUAAUGGUUGGAAACGUAAAACGUUUCAAGUAAAGUGUUGGUCCAGCGAAACGGCCAUUCUCCAAUUGUAUUGAACUGCGCGUUCCUUCAAACACCGUUCCGAAGUAGGACAUCACAAAAUGACAGACACUAAUCGCAGCAAACAGAGCUAUCUGCACAAACACAACGGAAAGAUCGAUCCGCAAUCAGUGCAAUCCCCACCGGGACAGCUCUCGACAGGCUCGAACACUACCGAACAUGGCCGUGCAGCCAGCCAUACCGGGGGUUCCCUGAAACGUAACAAUAGUCAUCAUCAGCGAUUGAAAAAAUCAAACACAAGCACCCUUGAACGAACCUCUAAUGGUGGCCCCGUGGAGUACGGAGCGGAUCGAACUGGUGGCAGCUUCAGCCAUCAUCAUCAUCAGCAACAGCAACAACAGACCGGAACGACCGCUACGAGAUCCGGCGCCGGUUCCAGUCUAGCCAAGAGCUGGUCGAAAACAUCCAGCAGCAGCACCUCGCAAUCCACAUCGCAUGGUCCGGCGGAGCAAACAUCACACCCACUGGACACAGCGGCCAGCAGUGGUCGACCUCCGGGGACAAAUUUAACACCCACCGUCGUCAAAACGGAAGCAUCGCUCAGUGACGAUUUUAAACGCUUCCACACACUACGCAACAGCUACGGCGGCAAAUCCAAUUUAAAUGUAAAUAACACCGACCAAACGAUAAAAUCGCAGGUCCUGCUUCACCAGCAAAAGCUGCGAGAGUACUCGCGACAACUUCCAGCACAGCAACAACAGCCGCACCAUGACAACGAUAGCUACUCAACCUGCUCCUCGUCUCAGUCGGACUACCAGCAUCCCCAGCAACCGCAGCAUCAUCAGCAGCAGCACCAUCGCCACAAGCAUCACACACACUAUCGUGUGCAUCACCAUCAACACCAUCAGCAGCAGCAACAGCAGCAACAUCCCAAUGUCCAGCUGGCUCAGACCAUCUACCCCAUCUCUGCCACGGUCGCCGCAACUGCCACAUUGACACGCGCUGGCGGUGGUGGUUCGAUAUUGAAAAAUGCCAACAGCAGCACCAACCAUCAGGACCCGGUCGGUAGCCGGAACAGCCUCAAACGAGGUCCGGGUGGAUUAAGCACGCUGUCACUCUGCAGCUGCGACGCGGAAACGGAGAUAAUACCGAAUCCAUUAAGGCCAUUAUAUCAGUACAGCCUGGACAGGAGAAAUCCUCGCCAACACACCUACACGUGCGAGCAGAACGCACAGAUUCUGCUGCGACUGGAAAAGGACCGUCAGAAGAAGUUCGGCUCCAUGGGAAAGUUGCAUCUCACCACAUCAACCGGCGACUUGAGUGUAGCACCCGCAGCGAUGCAACGACACUCGAGCAUUACGGGUGCAUCCGUACCGACCUCUUCCGUUUCGACUCCCACUCCAACGCCUCCUCCGCCGGCUGCUCCCACUGGGCCAGCCGGAAAAGUCAGCGGAAAUGCGUGUAAGGUGGCCGCCAACGUGCUCACAUUCGACUGCCAGCAUGGAUCGUACUCUCGGGGUGAUAAUUAUACGGAGGACGACUCGUACAGUGAAGACAUGAUACCACCUCCUCCACCGCCACUACUCAACCGACGCCCUUCCUACGGAUACGGCUGUGUGGUGCAGCAACCUGUUGCAUCCGGACCGGAACCGACACACGCAGACCAGCAGCCGAUGUACGACCCGACCGCCCAGCCCACCAUACCACCCGCCAACGUCGACGUGUACUGUCGUGAAGUGGACGGACUGAUUGGAACUAUGAAUCAGCCGGAUCUCUUCAACUUUGCCUCCAACGCAAACGGCUCGUUGAGUGGGACACUAAAGUCAACAUUGAAAUCCGCCAAAUCGUCGACAAACGGUAAAACAACUUCCGGCUCAUUGCCCAUGCCCGCCGAUGGCAAGUCGAAGCUGAACGACCCACUUCCCGUUAUGAUGGUGGACCUGAUGAACGGUAACGGAACGGUCGCGCCACCGCUUCCGAAUGGAACUGACCCGACCGGCACGAAGCCAUAUCCGCCUUACUAUUUCGAUGAUAAUUAUCUGCAUCACCACUACUACUACCGGAAUGGGGAGACCGGUGCGGAUGUGCCACUGAAGGACGCUGGGCUGGAUGCAGCGGGGCAGAUGUAUCUCUACCAUCAGCACCAUCACCAUCCGGACGCGGUCCCCGCUGGCUACAUUACCAACUACGAUGCGCUGAAUCUUCCCGCGAAGUACAACACAAUCGGAGCAAAUGGAGAUUUACCACUGGCGGGACACUUUUCCGGGCUGGCGGGAGGCGGUGUCGGUCACCAUGCAAGUUCCUGCAACAUCAAUCAGUACUCGGGCUCGACCAAAAGCAACCUCAUCGCAUCGCACAACCAUCACUUCUCCAACUCGAUCAGCAACUUCAACUUUAAUCCCUCGCAGUACUUUGGUUCGGCGCUGGACCCUCCGCCCGGGACGACCAUCAUUCCUGGCGGCGUGAUGGGAGGGGUGAUGGGGGGUGGUGAUGGGUUUCCUUCGUCCUGCAGCCUUAACGGAACGCCCAACAAACAGCAGCCGCAUCCGUGGAAACAUCGCCAGUGUCCGAGUCGAGGUUCGAGCAGUACCGGUUCCGGAUCAUCAAAGUGGGAUCUUCCUUCGAGACAGUGGCUAGCGGUGACCUCCAUACUUCUGAUUGCCGGAGCAGCCGGAGUAGCCGUCCCAUUGGCACUCAAGGUUUCGUCCGGUGCGCCCCUCGAGGAGCGGAUGCAGGUCGCUACCCAGCUGCUCGACACAGUGCCUUUAAUCGAUGGUCACAACGAUCUACCGUGGAACAUACGGAAAUUCCUUCACAAUCAGCUAAACGAUUUUCGAUUCGACGAUGAUCUCAAGACGAUACUGCCCUGGUCGAAGAGUGCCUGGAGUCAUACGGAUUUGCAACGGCUUAAGCGUGGUCGAAUUUCUGCUCAGUUUUGGGCAGCGUACGUGCCCUGCGAAGCACAACACAAGGAUGCAGUUCAAAUCACGCUAGAACAGAUCGAUGUAAUUAAAAGACUGACAGAACGCUACUCUCCUCAUCUGACAUCCUGUGCAUCCACGUUCGAUAUCAUACAGGCGCACAAAAACCGUCAAAUGUGUUCAUUAAUCGGUGUGGAGGGUGGCCACUCGCUCGGCGGUUCGCUCGGUGUGCUGCGCAUCUACUACGCCCUCGGCGUACGGUACAUGACGCUCACCUCCACCUGCCACACCCCGUGGGCCGACUCGAGCAAUGCGGAUGCACCGAAGUAUGACAUCCGACACGGUGGACUAACGGCUUACGGCAAGACGAUCGUUCGCGAAAUGAACCGCCUCGGCAUGAUAGUGGACCUAUCGAAGUCGUCCGUCGGUACGAUGAAGGAUGUACUGGCGACCUCGCAGGCACCGGUCAUCUUUUCCCACUCGUCCGCUCACGCACUGUGCAACUCGAGCCGGAACGUGCAGGACGAGGUGCUCGAGCUGGUGACGAAAAAUCGCGGCCUGGUGAUGGUAAACUUUUACAACAAGUUCCUGCGGUGCAGCGAUAACGCCUCGGUGCAGGAUGCAGUGGCACACAUAAAUCACAUCAGACGAAUCGCUGGCGUAGACCACGUUGGAUUAGGUGCCGGCUAUGAUGGAAUUAAUUUCACACCCCACGAUCUGGAGGACGUUUCGAGCUAUCCGCGCCUGUUUGCCGAGCUGCUGGGCGAUGGGUGGACGCUGGAGGAGCUGGAAAAGCUGGCCGGCCGGAACUUGCUGCGGGUGUUCGAGGAGGUGGAAAAGGUGCGCGAGAAUCAGCGCCUGUCCGGCGUUCGGCCGUACGAGGAAAUUCCCCCGGUGGUGCGACCGGAGGAGCACGCGAACUGCUCCACCAACAGUUAAUGGGAUGUCCCACCCACGGCGACCCACGGAACUUCCGGUGAAUGAACGCGUCACGGGUGAUAUUUUGCAGUGGUGCCAAUACUGGUGGACUGGUUAGGAAAAUGUUUUCAAAUGCGAGGAAAAUCCUAUUGAAAUGCCUUUUUGGAAGGAGAAAUACGUAGAAAACAGGUUCCCAAAGGUAAGCUGCUCCUUCAAGCAUUCCCAAGUAGAUGAUAAAAACCGGUUAAGAACGGUAGCGAGAAAGAAUGCACCUUCAAGGUGUGCGGCGAGUGAAAAAAAUGGAACAUUUAAUAAGCGUCUUCGUUCAAGGAAGACUGGAAUGGAAAACGGGGCAUGCUUUUGUUUUUGAGGUGGAAAAAUUAUGUACACAUUAUUAUUCAUUCUGCUGCAUAUUAGAGCUCAGAUAACGUGUAGGAGAUUCCCUCUAGAACACGGUUGCAUCCCGGUAGAGC
This is a messenger RNA of Anopheles coluzzii, 4727 nucleotides long. RefSeq lists its product as uncharacterized. NCBI's taxonomy places the organism in Eukaryota, Metazoa, Arthropoda, Insecta, Diptera, Culicidae. The transcript is spliced from 12 exons. Gene Ontology annotation, molecular function: metallodipeptidase activity. Gene Ontology annotation, biological process: proteolysis. The coding region runs from base 517 to 4275 and encodes 1252 amino acids. The record is from RefSeq and is a predicted model, not a curated record.